Molecule: messenger RNA, 2981 nt
Organism: Pimephales promelas (fathead minnow)
Lineage: Eukaryota; Metazoa; Chordata; Actinopteri; Cypriniformes; Leuciscidae
Source: RefSeq, a predicted model, not a curated record
CCACAUGCUGAUCCUGCUUGCUGUGCGCAGAAGUUUGUUCUCCGCUGUCAUGAGUCCCAGAAGAAGCAGCAGUCUUUUCCUUUUGCUUGUUCUGCUGAACCUGAACCUGCAGUGUGUGUCAGGAGGGAAGAUCCUUGUCUGGCCUGCCGAAUUCAGCCACUGGCUCAAUGUAAAAGUCAUCAUAGACACAUUAAUCGAAAGAGGACAUAAUAUCACAGUAGUCACCCACACGGCCACACCGUCUGUCAAAACCACUCCAUCCGAGGGCUACAAUGUGGAGAUUUUACAGGUUCCUCACACAAAGCAGGAGAUCCUGGAGAACAUGGAAAGGAUGCUGAAAUACUGGACUCAUGAGCUCCCGAAUGACAACAUCAUCAAGGCUUCACUGAAGAUCAAGGAGAUGGUUGACAUCGGCACAGAGCAGAAUCAGGCCGUGUGCUCUCAACUCUUUGCCAGAGAAGAUCUCCUCGAGAAGUGGAGAGAAGAGAAGUUUGACGCAUUACUGGCCGACCCAAUGUUCAUGUGUGGGGAGCUGCUGGCAGAGAAGUUGAACUUACCUUUUAUUCUCAGUCUCAGGUUUUCCUUUGGUAACACAUUGGAGAGACUUUGCGCACAACUGCCGGCUCCGCCAUCCUACGUCCCUUCCAUCGGCUCGGAGAAAACAGAUGACAUGAACUUCUUGCAGAGACUGAAAAAUGUUCUCUCCUAUGGUGGACAGGAUUUUGUGUUUUAUCUAGUCACUAAAUCAAAGUGGGAUCACUUUUAUACUGAAAUCCUGGAAUACAGCCACUGGUACAACAUGCGCAACAUCGUGGACGAGCUUCUGAACCGCAAUCACAGUGUGACCGUUCUGGUGAACUCAGCCUCGCCGUCCGUAAACUUCACAGCGCAGGAGAGGUUUCAGUUCCUGGUGUUUGACGUGCCUCUGAAUGCGCACGAGGUGCACAGUGUGAGCGAACAGCUGAUCAACAUCUGGAUGCAGUACCCCACACCAAGCAGGGUCACAAUUGGUCUCCAGAUCGUGGAGUUUACGGGGAAAAUGAUCGAAUUUCAGCGCAUCUUGUGCGACUCCAUGCUGCGUAAUGACGCGCUGAUCGCGCGCUUGAGGGAUCUAAAGUUUGACGUGCUCUUCUAUGAUCCCAUGUUCCUGUGCAGUGACUUGCUGGCGGAGAUUCUGGACCUGCCACUCGUCCUUUCUCUGCGGUUUUCACUGGGGUUUUCCAUGGAGAGGAUGUGUGGACAGAUGCCCUCACCGCCCUCUUAUGUACCGGUUCCUCCGACGGUGAUGACAGAUCACAUGUGCUUCAUGGAAAGAGUGAAAAAUAUGAUUAUGUAUGUUGUUUAUUCCGUCGGGUUUCGGAUGGCCUCGAUGAGAUUGGAUAAUUACUACAGUGAAAUAUUAGGCAAACCUACAACAAUGUGCGAGACCAUGGGGAAAGCGGACAUCUGGUUGAUUAGAACUUACUGGGAUUUUGAGUAUCCACGCCCACUCCUGCCUAAUUUUAAAUUUGUUGGGGGACUGCACUGCAAACCCGCCAAACCUCUGCCAAAGGAACUGGAGAAGUUUGUUCAGAGCUCAGGAGAUCAUGGCAUUGUUGUUUUCUCAUUGGGUUCCAUGAUCAACAACCUGACAUUGGAAAGAUCAAACACUAUAGCUUCUGCUCUCGGUCAGAUCCCACAAAAGGUUAUUUGGCGUUACAAGGGAAAAACACCAGAAACUCUCGCCCCCAAUACAAAACUCUACGACUGGAUCCCACAGAAUGAUUUGCUUGGACAUCCAAAAACGAAGGCCUUCAUUACCCAUGGCGGGACAAAUGGACUGUAUGAGGCUAUUUAUCAUGGCGUCCCAAUGGUGGGUCUACCACUGUUUGCUGACCAGCCUGACAACAUGAUGCACAUGAAAACCAAAGGAGCUGCUGUUGUCCUUGAUAUCAACACAAUGAAGUCCAAAGACCUGGCAGAAGCUCUCAAGACUGUAUUAAAUAACCCCUCAUACAAAGAAAGCAUCAUGAGACUGUCCAGAAUCCACCAUGAUCAGCCGAUAAAACCUCUGGACCAGGCAGUUUACUGGAUCGAAUUUGUGAUGCGGAAUAAAGGAGCUAAACAUCUACGAGUUCAGGCACAUGAACUGAACUGGUUUCAAUACCACUGCCUGGACGUACUGGCCUUUUUAAUCUCAAUUGUUGCACUGAUCACAUUCCUCUUUAUUAAAACGUGCAGUUUCUUUUUCCGUAAAUGUUUCAGAAAGACUCGUCCUGAUGGCAAAGCACAAAAGAAGAAUAAAAAAGAGUGAAUGCAUGUAGCCUUGCCCUCAAUAUUUCUCUACAGAGUCCUUACAUGUGUGUGUGACGGCCUUUUGUAUAUAUUGCAAAUCUACUUAAAGGUACAGACUGCAGUAUGAAAUAUUGAAAGCUAGCGGUUGAAUUGCGUGCUGCAGUCUAAAGUCAAAUUAUUGUUGUUUUUUGUGGGUUUUUUUUGGGUUGUUUACGCCCCUUCCUCUGUCACACGGGUUGCCAGAUUUAUGACAGAACUGUAAUCAAUCACCCAGGUCAUUUCUGAUCCAACGCGCUGUAUUCCACCAACUGGCAACCUGGUGUGCCGAAAUACUAUUGGCUAAAUUGGCAGUAGGCGGGAUCACAGACCAAAACAAAAACAGACAUUCUGACCGGGAAAGCACAUUUCAAAACUGGCAGCAUUGUUUUUCUGAGAACCUGUUGAAUUAAGCAUGUUUCUUAAAUAUAUGUAAACAUAUGACAUUUUUAAGGCUUUCUACAGUUAACAAAAUUACAUAUAGCACCUUUAAUGAAACAAAUACAUGUGAAUGUUCAUGUAAAAUAAACAUAUUACUUGAUUUGCCAUGCCGUUUUUCCUAUGUAAGAAGAGUAACCGGCAGUUCUGGGAGGUAAUUGAUUAUAAGUAAUCUAGAUUAGAUUUAGAAAAUAAAAUAUUUGUUAUUACAAUAAAUGACAUUUUAAAAUGCU